UAGUGCUAUACCUAAUGUAGGUAGGUAUAUUAUAUUUUUAUUUUAAUCCCGCUGGUUCAAACAGAAAACUCACCAUGGACGUAAGAAAUAGGUAAUACAUCAACUACAUACCCCUAUAAAAACUAUUUACGAUGGGACAGUGACACAAUCUAGAAGAAGACAAAAUAAGUGAUAAAAUUGACAAUGUUUUAGAUUUUUAUAUGAGGAAAGUGAGCUAAUAAUAAGAUUGACUGGAUAAUAAUAAGAUAAUAUUAUGAAUGGAGAAAGCAAUUCUAGAUUAAGUAGAACAUCAGAAAAAAUAUCAAUCGCCUCCAUUGCAUCUGCUAGUACGAGUAGCUCACCAGACGUGGACGUUGAAGAUGUCGAAACCUCGACGCGGUCGACAAUUUUCGGAAAAUUCAUUGGAAAUACAUAUCCCAUCCUACCCUGGUUCCUCACGAUCACUUAGUAUCGGGCCUGCCCAAUCUUCAGAAACAAUUCCUGAAGAAGAUCCCAUUUUACAGAAAACCAUUGAAUUCAUACACCAAGACCAGGAAUUUCUUAUAGCAGCUGAAAUCGGGAAUGAUAGACUUUUGGAAAUUUAUAUAAGGAGAGGCACCGAUGUUCAACAAAUCGAUUACCUUGGCCGAAAUGCUCUGCAUUUAGCUGUUUGUUCGAAUAAUAUUCGAGCUGUUCAAGUUCUUUUAGAUGCUGGAGUAGAUCCAAACAUAAAAGAUAAAGUUGGGAUGACUCCACUUUCACUUUCACUAAUGAGAAGACCGUCAUUUACCGUAGCACAACUUCUCUUUGACCACGGUGCCAGACUUAUGCCUAGAUCUGAUCCUAUGGACACUGGUCUUUUUAUUCAAUUUGUAAUGAUGUGUGUACCAACGGAAGAAGAAAGCAGAAUACUCAAACUUCUUAUAGAUAACGGAGCUACUGUAAAUGAUUCUCAUGCUCCUGGUGGUCGACAGGCCCUUCAUUUUGCAGCUAUGAGCAACAAUACAACAUUGAUUCGUAUACUCGUAUCACUUGGUGCUGAUUUGUAUAUGAGGAAUCACAGGGACGAAACGCCGAGAGACGUGGCAGAAACGUUUGGGUGUAAUGCAGCAUACGAGUUUUUGUGUGAGUUAGAGGAAGAUGACUCUACAUCUUCGUGUAACGAAACUAAUAUAUAA
This is a messenger RNA of Maniola jurtina (meadow brown), 1157 nucleotides long. Its product is annotated as potassium channel AKT1-like. NCBI's taxonomy places the organism in Eukaryota, Metazoa, Arthropoda, Insecta, Lepidoptera, Nymphalidae. The coding region runs from base 360 to 1157 and encodes 265 amino acids. The transcript is spliced from 5 exons. Gene Ontology annotation, molecular function: protein binding. Gene Ontology annotation, cellular component: cytoplasm; nucleus. The record is from RefSeq and is a predicted model, not a curated record.